Messenger RNA from Serinus canaria (Common canary), 5610 nucleotides. RefSeq names its product TIAM Rac1 associated GEF 1 (gene TIAM1). Gene Ontology annotation, biological process: activation of GTPase activity; small GTPase-mediated signal transduction; positive regulation of axonogenesis. The transcript is spliced from 27 exons. Gene Ontology annotation, molecular function: protein binding; guanyl-nucleotide exchange factor activity. Gene Ontology annotation, cellular component: plasma membrane; synapse; cytosol. Lineage: Eukaryota; Metazoa; Chordata; Aves; Passeriformes; Fringillidae. The record is from RefSeq and is a predicted model, not a curated record. The coding region runs from base 605 to 5404 and encodes 1599 amino acids.
UUGGGGAUGGCUGGCUGUUGCCUCUGUGGAGGUUGAAGGUCUCUCAACAACAAACCUUCCUCUCUCCCCCCGUUCCUGCCUUUUCUUCCCUCCCUUGGGAAUUGUCCUAGGGGUGGUGCUGCAGCUGGAGGAGCAGGGCUUCCCACACCUUCCCCUUCAGGAGCUCUGCUCAAAGGGAACGUGGGUUUAUUUUUCUUUGCCCUCCUCUUCAUCUGGAGGAUCACCAGCGUUGUUCUCGCCGCCGUGACAGACACGGAGGGUGCGUGCUAGCGAGACACUUGCAAGGAGGGUUUGCAACUGGAGCUCUACCAGCCCACUCCUGGGGAUGGAUGGAUGGAUGGAUGGAUCCCUGACCUUCCUGCACAGUCAUUGUCAUCACACUCCAGCUUCAGGAGCAGCCACUCUCCUCAACAGGUUUUUGGCAUGUAGUCAUAGACUCUGAGGCGGGAGUCAUGGAGUCGCUGAGUGGCAGGUGCUGACAGCUUCUGCAGCCCCAGUAACUGCUCACUUUGGGGUCAUUUGCAAUUCUGUACCUCUAAAUGCCACAGCUCUCUGGGGGAAGGUUGCACUGGAUACCGGGACUGCCUCGGAAGACCGUGACGCCAUGGGCAACGCGGAGAGCCAGAGCGUGGAGCAGGCCUUCUACGGGGACAAGCAGCCGGCGCUGGGCCGCAAGCACACGUCGCGCUCGCUGCGCCUCUCGGGCAAGGCCUCGCGCCGCGCCCGCCACUCCUCCUCGGGCAAGGCCGCGCACCGCGGCUCCGAGGUGAGCACGCGCUCCAGCAGCACGCCCAGCAUCCCGCAGUCGCUGGCCGAGAACGGCCUGGAGCCCUUCGCGCCCGAGGCCCGCCUGGAGGACUUCGGCAGUGCCACGUGGGCCGAGCGCGUGGACAUGGCGCUGCGGCCCGUCUCCUACCACACGGACUCGUCGGUGACGCCCAGCGUGGACAGCAGCACGGCGCUGACGGCCGCGUCCGUGCACAGCGUGCCCGACUCGGAGGAGAGCCGGCUCUACGGCGACGAGCCGCCCUUCCUGGCCGAGGCCGACGCGCGGGCGCUGCGCUACGCGGCCAACGGUGCCGCCUUCGCCGACGCGGCCUCCUUCAAGAAGAAGCGCUCCAAGUCGGCCGACAUCUGGCGCGAGGACAGCCUGGAGUUCUCGCUCUCUGACCUCAGCCAGGAGCACCUGACCAGCAACGAGGAAAUCCUGGGCCUGGCCGAGGAGAAGGAGGCCGAGGCGGCGCGGGGCCCGGAGGCGGGCGGCAGCCCCCAGCCCCUGGUGGCCUGCCAGCGGGCCAACUCCAUGAGUGAUCUGUAUUCCCCCAAAACCCCCGGUGCCGCCAUCAAUGGGGGGCCCCGCAAUGCCUUUGGAGGGUACUGCCGGAGCCUGGUGUCCGACAUCCCCGAGCUGGGCGGCCAUAAGGUGCCUUCGGUGGCCGCCGAGGAUGCGCCCUCCUCCUACAGCAACUACAACACGCUGCCCUGCAGGAAGUCCCACUGCCUCUCCGAAGGGGCCUCCAACCCCCAGAUGAGCCAUAGCAGCAGCAUGCAAGGCAGAAGGGCAAAAACCACCCAGGACGUCAACGCGGGCGAGGGCAGCGAGUUCACCGACAGCGGCAUCGAGGGCGCAGCCACGGACACGGAGCUGCUGUCGCGGCGCUCCAACGCCACCACGGCCAGCUACUCGCCGCCCGCCGGGCGCGCCUUCGUGGGCAGCGACAGCGGCAGCAGCUCGGCGGGCGACGGGCUGCGCCAGGGCGUCUACGAGAACUUCCGCCGCGAGCUGGAGAUGAGCACGGCCAACAGCGAGCAUCUGGAGGAGGCGGGCUCAGCGCUGAGCGACGAGCAGAGCAGCGGCACCCUCAGCUCGCCCGGGCAGUCCGACAUCCUGCUGAGCGCCGCGCAGGGCACCGUGCGCAAGGCCGGAGCCCUGGCCGUCAAAAACUUCCUGGUGCACAAGAAGAACAAGAAGGUGGAGUCGGCCACGCGCAGGAAGUGGAAGCACUACUGGGUGUCGCUGAAAGGCUGCACGCUGUUCUUCUACGAGACGGACGGCAGGUCCGGCAUCGACCACAACAGCAUCCCCAAGCACGCGGUCUGGGUGGAGAACAGCAUCGUGCAGGCCGUGCCCGAGCACCCCAAGAAGGACUUUGUCUUCUGCCUCAGCAACUCCCUCGGCGACGCUUUCCUCUUCCAGACAUGCAGCCAGACGGAGCUGGAGAACUGGAUCACAGCCAUCCACUCGGCCUGCGCCACCGCCGUGGCACGGCAGCACCACAAGGAGGACACGCUCAAGCUGCUCAAGACUGAGAUCAAAAAGCUGGAGCAGAAGAUCGACAUGGAUGAGAAGAUGAAGAAAAUGGGGGAAAUGCAGCUGUCCUCCGUCACAGACUCCAAGAAGAAGAAGACCAUACUGGAUCAGAUCUUCGUGUGGGAGCAGAACCUGGAGCAGUUCCAGAUGGACCUGUUCCGGUACCGCUGUUACCUGGCCAGCCUGCAGGGCGGGGAGCUGCCCAACCCCAAGCGCCUGCUGGCCUUCGCCAGCCGCCCCACCAAGGUGGCCAUGGGCCGCCUGGGCAUCUUCUCCGUGUCCUCCUUCCAUGCACUGGUGGCGGCUCGCACGGGGGAGUCGGGAGUGAGGAGAAGGACACAGGCCAUGUCCAGGUCUGCCAGCAAGAGGAGGAGCAGGUUCUCUUCUCUCUGGGGGCUGGACACUACCUCCAAGAAGAAGCAGGGGAGGCCCAGCAUUAACCAGGUGUUUGGAGAAGGAGUGGAUUCAGUGAAGAAAUCUCUUGAAGGGAUCUUUGAUGACACAGUCCCGGAUGGCAAGAGGGACAAGGAAGUGGCCCUGAGCAGCGUCCACCAGCACAACCCCGACUGUGAUAUCUGGGUGCACGAGUACUUCACGCCCUCGUGGUUCUGCCUGCCCAACAACCAGCCUGCCCUGACAGUCAUCCGGCCUGGGGACACCUCCAGGGACGUGCUGGAAAUGAUCUGCAAGACACACCAGCUGGACUGCUCUGCUCACUACCUGCGCCUGAAGUUCCUGCUGGAGAACCAGAUGCAGUUCUACGUGCCAAAGCCAGAGGAGGAGAUCUAUGAGCUGGUAAUGCUGCCCACUGGGCUGCUGUACAAGGAAAUAGAAAUCUGUCAGAAAAUUACCCAGCACAUUCAGAUGGAGAAGUCUGAUGCAUCCUCUGAUAUUUAUGGUUUCUCUCUGUCCUCGGUGGAAGAGGAGGGGAUUCGCCGGCUCUACGUGAACGGCGUCAAGGACACAGGCCUGGCUUUCAAGAAAGGCCUGAAGGCUGGGGAUGAGGUGCUGGAGAUCAACCAGAGAGCGGCUGAGGAGCUGGACUCGGCGCUGCUGAAGGACGCCCUGGCGCAGCCCUCGCUGUGCCUCACCGUGCGCACCCACCCCGAGCCAGAGGAGGCCCAGAGGCUGAGCCAGCCGCCCCCACGGCGCCCAGAGAACCCCCCCGAGCCUGGGGACAGCGCCCUGCCCUUCCCUGGGGGCAGCCAAGGGCACUCCCUGUGCAGUGACCCCGACAGCUCAGCCGAGGCGGCCCCGGAGGAGGCGGAGGCGCAGGACCUGGAAUCGUCCGACGAGGCCGAGAAGAUGAGCAAGAGCACAGAGCAGGUCGCAGCUUUCUGUCGCAGUCUGCAUGAAAUGAACCCCUCUGACUGCAGUGCUCCCCCCCAGGACUGUGCAGGGCCCCAGCUGAGCACCAUGAGGCAGCUCACGGACGCAGACAAGCUCAGGAAGGUCAUCUGUGAGCUCCUGGAGACCGAGCGCACCUACGUCAAGGAUUUGAAUUGUCUGAUGGAGAGAUACCUGAAGCCUCUUCAGAAAGAAACCUUCCUCACACCAGAUGAGCUGGAUGUUCUCUUUGGGAAUCUGACUGAAAUGGUAGCAUUCCAGGUAGAGUUCCUGAAAACUCUGGAAGAUGGAGUAAGGCUGGUUCCAGACCUGGAAAAGCUUGAAAAAGUUGAGCAAUUUAAGAAAGUGUUGUUCUCCCUGGGUGGAUCCUUCCUGUACUAUGCUGACAGGUUCAAGCUGUACAGUGCCUUCUGUGCCAGCCACACAAAAGUCCCCAAAGUCCUGGUCAAAGCCAAGACAGACACCGCUUUCAAGGCGUUCCUGGAUGCCCAGAACCCGCGCCGGCAGCACUCCUCCACCCUGGAGUCUUACCUCAUCAAACCCAUCCAGAGGAUACUCAAAUACCCCCUCCUGCUCAAGGAGCUCUUUGCUCUCACUGAUGUGGACAGCGAAGAGCAUUAUCACCUUGAUGUGGCCAUCAAAACAAUGAACAAAGUUGCCAGCCACAUUAAUGAAAUGCAGAAGAUCCAUGAAGAAUAUGGGGCAGUGUUUGACCAACUCAUAGCGGAGCAAACAGGGGAGAAAAAAGAGGUGGCCGACCUUUCCAUGGGGGACCUGCUGUUGCAUAACACAGUGAUAUGGCUGAACCCUCCUGCUUCCCUGGGCAAGUGGAAGAAGGAACCUGAGCUGGCAGCGUUCGUGUUCAAAACUGCCGUGGUCCUUGUGUACAAGGAUGGUUCCAAACAGAAGAAGAAACUGGGAGGAUCCCACAGAGCCUCCAUUUAUGAAGACUGGGAUCCGUUCCGGUUCCGCCACAUGAUCCCUUUGGAGGCGCUGCAGGUGCGGGCCCUGGCCAGCGCAGAUGCAGAGACCAAUUCUGUGUGUGAGAUUGUCCACGUCAAAUCUGAGUCUGAGGGCAGGCCAGAAAGGACAUUUCACCUCUGCUGUAGCUCUCCAGAGCACAGGAAGGACUUUCUGAAGGCAGUGCACUCCAUCCUGCGGGACAAACACAGAAGACAGCUCCUUAAAACCGAAAGUUUGCCCUCCUCCCAGCAAUAUGUUCCUUUUGGUGGAAAAAGAUUGUGUGCUCUAAAAGGUGCAAGGCCAGCCAUGAACAGGGCAGUGUCAGCCCCCAGCAAGUCUCUGGGGAGGAGGAGGCGGCGGCUGGCCCGAAACAGGUUUACCAUUGACUCGGAGGCCAUCCACGGCAGCAGCCCCGAGAAAGAGCCCGCGCAGGGAGGGGACACUGACCGCUGGGUCGAGGAGCAGUUCGACCUGGCGCAGUACGAGGAGCAGGAGGACAUCAAGGAGACCGACAUCCUGAGCGACGACGACGACUUCUGCGAGGCGGCGCGCGGGGCGCAGCGCGAGCUGCGGGAGCGGCUGCAGGCCGCGUCGCUGGCGGGCGGCCGGCGGCCCGAGAGGCCCUGCCCGUCCGGGGACGCGCACGCCGCCAGGAUGGCCCAGCUGAGGAAGCAGGCGGCCCUGCCCGCCAUCAACGGCGCCGCCGAGGGCCACGGCGAGGAGGUCAUCUGGGUGCGGCGGGAGGACUUUGUGCCCGGCAGGAAGCUCAACACCGAGCUCUGAGGCGGCCUCGGGCCCUGCGGGACCCCGCGGGUCGCACACUUGCACACACCCUUGCGGCAGCUCACACCGUCAAACGCUCCAAAACCGGGAACGAAACGAGCUCGAGGUCCUGUCUUGCGUUAACCAAGGGCUUUCACACUACUUUAUUUAUUCUAAAACAAUCAGGGGCUGAAAUUGAGUACGGGGGGAACGUAAUCACUGGAAAA